Molecule: messenger RNA, 1624 nt
Organism: Ananas comosus (pineapple)
Lineage: Eukaryota; Viridiplantae; Streptophyta; Magnoliopsida; Poales; Bromeliaceae
Product: probable L-ascorbate peroxidase 6, chloroplastic
Exons: 12
Coding region: 104-1438 (444 amino acids)
Biological process (GO): response to reactive oxygen species; hydrogen peroxide catabolic process; cellular response to oxidative stress
Molecular function (GO): peroxidase activity; heme binding
Source: RefSeq, a predicted model, not a curated record
UCAACAUCAUCAUCAUCGUCCUCCUCCUCCUCCUCCUCCUCAUUCUCUCUCUCUCUCUCUCUCUCUCUCUCUCUCUCUCUCUUCGCGCACAGCAUCGUCAACAAUGGCGGAGCUCCUCCUCUCCUCCCCCGCCUCCUCCUCGGCCUCCGCCUCCGCCUCCAUCGUCGUCUCCCUCAGCGGCGCCUCCUCCCGCCUCCCGAAGAAGCCGGCGUCCGCGUCGGCCUCGGCGCAGGCUCUCCCCUUCCCCUUCCACGCUGCGUCUCCUUCUCCCUCUCCUUCGCUCCGCGUCUCAGCUCGAUCGCUGCAUCGUCUCCUCCCGCUCUCUCCUCGCCGAAACCCUAGCCUCCUCCGGGGGGCGUUUGUGAGCCGUUCGAUGGGCUCGGCGGGUGCCAUGUGUGCGGCAUCGGAUGCGGCGCAGUUGAGAAGCGCUAGGGAGGAUAUUAAGGAGCUUCUCAACACCACAUUUUGUCACCCCAUUUUGGUCCGACUGGGAUGGCAUGAUGCUGGUACUUACGACAAAAACAUCGAGGAGUGGCCACAACGAGGCGGAGCUAAUGGAAGCCUAAGAUUUGAAGUAGAGCUGAAACAUGCAGCUAAUGCAGGACUCGUAAAUGCGUUGAAGCUUAUCCAACCUAUCAAGGACAAGUAUUCUGGUGUUACUUACGCCGAUUUAUUCCAAUUGGCCAGUGCUACAGCCAUUGAGGAAGCCGGCGGCCCCAAAAUUCCCAUGAAGUACGGAAGGGUCGACGUAACAGGACCUGAGCAAUGCCCAGCGGAGAGAAAACUUCCCGAUGCUGGCCCACCUUCACCUGCUCAACACUUAAGAGAUGUGUUUUACAGAAUGGGGCUUGAUGAUAAGGAGAUUGUGGCAUUGUCUGGAGCGCACACACUUGGGAGGGCGAGACCGGAACGCAGUGGCUGGGGAAAACCAGAAACAAAAUAUACGAAAGAUGGGCCUGGUGCACCGGGUGGGCAAUCUUGGACGGUUCAGUGGUUGAAAUUUGAUAAUAGUUAUUUCAAGGACAUAAAAGAACAAAAAGAUGAGGAUCUUCUAGUUUUGCCGACGGAUGCUGUAUUAUUAGAGGACCCGUCAUUCAAGGUCUAUGCUGAAAAGUACGCGGAGGAUCAAGAUGCGUUCUUUAAGGACUACGCUGAAGCUCAUGCCAAACUCAGCAAUCUGGGCGCAAAGUUCGAUCCCCCAGAGGGUAUCUCACUAGAUGGCGACAUUAAGGCUGCGACACCCGAGCCAUUUGUGGCAGCAAAAUACUCUUCUGGUGAAAAAAAGAGGGAGUUGUCGGAUGCCAUGAAGCAGAAGAUCAGGGCAGAGUAUGAAGCCAUAGGAGGCAGCCCAGAUAAGCCUCUGAAAUCUAAUUACUUUCUCAACAUCAUGAUCGUCAUUGCUGCUUUGGCUUUUCUCACAUCUUUGCUUGGAAACUGAAACACUGCUGUUAUUUUGGUUGUAUGAAUUGCCGUUCUCCCCGUGCUUCUUCGGGUUUUGAGAAAUGAAUAGUUCAUAGAGAGCAUAACCUCAAAUUUUUGAAAGAGUUUGAAAUGUACAGGGAAAACAAACGUCCUUCAAGUUCCGAUCAUUUUGAAAUAGACCUCCCGUUUUUUAUAUUUUUAA